AUGUCCAACAAGCGCAUAUAUUCCUGUAUAACUAUGCUUGCCAUCUGGGAAGAACCAAGUCCAAUCUAUCAUACGCUUCAAUCAAUGGAUGAACGGACAGGGGCUUGCUUGGAACGUACAGAGGGAAAAAUACUGAAAGCGUUCCGUCCAGUUGGGUAUCGAUAUCUAUCCACAAUAGAAAAGGCGAGGCUACAAUCCCAAAUUCUUAACUGUCGGUGGGCGACUCUUGAACUUAUCAGCUCUUGUGUUGUUAAGUGUGCCGGGCUGGGGCAACUACUAGAAACUCAUGAUGACAACCCGCAGAUGCAGGAGCCUGAUUUGAUUCGCAUUUUAAAUUCACGAGAAAACACUUUACUGAGGUCUUAUUUACAGAUUGCCAGCGUUAGAAACAACCGCAGUCUAUGGUGGUCCUUGAACUUUCAUGUUAACGGAAAUUUCGAUCCUGUGAUAUUUCGAAACGUUGCGUGCGUCUUUUCCAUUCCGGAAAAAGCAAUAGAUAAGAGGCCAUGGUCGUCCCGAAAGGUGGAGUUGUUCAAGUUACUUCGCCUCUUACUCUAUCAAGGAACCAGCCCAGCUCCCAUUCAGCCAUAUUCCCGAGAAGUGCUCCAUGCAGGUGUGCAUCAAGCUAUUGUUGAAGAUAAUCCAAGCAUGGUAGAACGGCUUCUUGAAUUAGAUGAGUAUUGUGUUAGUUCCGAGGCGUUCUCGUUCAACGGUAGACCGAAGAAUGCCGGCUACGAUAUCCCAUCCGAACAUUUCCUUACUGCCAUUCGCCAUUCCACAACUCUGGAUAUGAUGAAAACGUUAGUUCGUGCAAGCGCAGAGUCACUUCCAUUUGACAAUUCAGAAAUUACUGAAUGGGCGCUUGAAUACGAGAAGUCAUCUUCUCCAUUUUGUGAAUGGCUCUUAGAGCUUAUGGUUCAACUUCCUCACCACAGGAGCCACUCCUCAAAACAAAUGUUUAUCUGUGGUAUGCUCAACUUGGCUGGCUUUAAUUGGAGCCUGCCACCGGUGGGCGCGGGGCGGCUCCGUUAUGUGACAAGUGACCCUGCUUAUAGGCCGUACGUCGUUGCAUGGUCGGAGGAGCCAUACCCGUGGCCUGCAGACUUGUUUAGCUACACGGACAAAGCUCCCAUAGAUCUUAGCGUCUUGCAACACUCGAAGUCAUGA
This is a messenger RNA of Trichophyton benhamiae CBS 112371, 1167 nucleotides long. RefSeq lists its product as uncharacterized. Bases 1 to 1167 code for a protein of 388 amino acids. The record is from RefSeq and is a predicted model, not a curated record. Lineage: Eukaryota; Fungi; Ascomycota; Eurotiomycetes; Onygenales; Arthrodermataceae. The transcript has a single exon.